AUGAAGAGAAAAGCAUUAAGUAUUCUAUUAGCAACGCUGCUCGUCAGCAAUGCCCUACCGAUCACAAGCUUUGCGGAUCAGUUACCAGCUGAAGGCGUGGAAGUACCUAAAGAAACAACCGAAAGUUCGUCUGAAGAAGUUGAAACAGAAGAAAGCACUACAGAAUCAACGGAAGAAUCGACGGCCGAUAGUAGUGAAAAACCAACAACACCGGAACCAGUUGAGCCACCAGAAAUUACAGUUCCUUCAGAAGCAGCACCGGAAGAAACAGCUGAGAUCCCAACGCAAGAAAUUAGCCAACCAGCUGAAGAAAACACAGCGACAGUUAUUGAGGUUCCAGCUGAAGGCAUACGCUUUGAACGGAACGAAACAACGGAGACGUUUAUCGCUAAAAUUGGUGAAGAAGCGCGAACAGUAGGGCAGGAAAAAGAUCUGUACGCCUCUGUGAUGAUCGCCCAGGCAAUUUUAGAAUCAGGAUCAGGAAGCAGUCAGUUAAGCCAGGAGCCAAACUUCAAUUUAUUUGGUAUCAAAGGCGACUACGAAGGUCAAUUCGUUGUUUAUGGAACAUGGGAAGACGACGGUCAAGGCAAUUCUUACAACACCGACGCAGCAUUUCGUGUCUAUCCUAGUUAUAAGGAAUCUUUCGAGGACUACUCAGAGUUAUUAACGGAUGGUCUAACCGGAGAUACGACAUUCUACAGCGGGACAUGGAAAUCUAUGACAGAAACCUAUCAAGACGCAACGGAAUUUUUAACUGGUCGUUACGCAACCGACACGCUGUACAAUCAAAAACUGGAUUCUUUAAUUGAAACAUACAAUUUAACGCAAUACGAUCACGAAAAAGAAACGAUCAUUGCUGGUGGUGACUUUGAGCCUUUUGACAAUGUGAAUCAUGACAGCGGUAAUAGCUACGCAGCCGGCAAUUGCACGCAGUUUGUAUACAACCGUAUCAUUCAAUUAGGCGGUUAUGUUGAUUUAGAUAUGGGGAACGGCGCUGAUUGGGGUGCUACAGGUCGUGUGCGAGGGUAUGAAGUCUCAAAUACGCCAAAAGCGGGUACGGCUGUAUCAUUUGCGCCUGGUGUUUUAGGAGCUGAUCCAGAUUACGGUCACGUUGGUUUCGUCGAGAGAGUGAAUGAAGACGGAUCUAUCCUGAUCUCUGAAAUGAAUGCGGUCGGUUUAGGUAUCAUAUCAACGCGUACCAUUCCGGCAGGCUUUGGAAGCAUGUUGACCUAUGUCACACCAAAAUAA
Messenger RNA from Spodoptera litura, 1248 nucleotides. The record is from RefSeq and is a predicted model, not a curated record. NCBI's taxonomy places the organism in Eukaryota, Metazoa, Arthropoda, Insecta, Lepidoptera, Noctuidae.